Molecule: messenger RNA, 1843 nt
Organism: Maylandia zebra (zebra mbuna)
Lineage: Eukaryota; Metazoa; Chordata; Actinopteri; Cichliformes; Cichlidae
Gene: chn1
Product: chimerin 1
Biological process (GO): signal transduction; regulation of GTPase activity
Molecular function (GO): GTPase activator activity
Source: RefSeq, a predicted model, not a curated record
CGCAAUCAUUUCUCAUUCCUAUGUAAUAACCAGUCGCUCUCUGUAACAGAAGGUGAUUCCUGGGUAGAUGAGUUUGAGAAUGCCAUCUAGAGAGUCCUAUGAGGUUUGCCAGGAAGAGAAGCCUCUGGUGCAAAAGGCCAAGCGUGAGGCCAAUCAGGAGGAUAUUCUGGCCGCAGCCCUGGGGAUGAGGAUGGGGCCACAAAAACCUUCAGCCACUUUUUGGCAGCCACUUAAACUGUUCGCCUAUUCGCAGCUCACCUCACUGGUUCGCAGAGCUUCACUGAAGGAGAGCGACUGGCCCUCCAGAUCUGAGAAAGCCCACAACUUUAAGGUCCAUACCUUUCGGGGACCUCACUGGUGCGAGCACUGUGCCAGCUUCAUGUGGGGACUGAUGGCUCAGGGGGUCAAAUGUACAGAUUGUGGUUUGAACACCCACAAGCAGUGCUCAUCUCUGGUACCAAACAACUGCAAACCCGACCUGAGACACAUCCGGAAAGUUUACAGCUGUGACCUCAGCACGCUAGUUAAAGCUUGCAAUACAGCCCGACCCAUGGUGGUGGACAUGUGCAUAAGAGAGAUCGAGUCCAGAGGACUGAAGUCAGAAGGCCUCUACAGAAUAUCUGGAUUCAGCGAAUCAGUGGAAGAGGUCAAGUCCAGGUUUGACAAAGAUGGCGAGAAGACAGACAUCUCAGUGAAUGCCUAUGAAGACAUCAAUAUCAUCACGGGUGCAUUGAAACUGUACCUCAGGGAUUUGCCUGUUCCUGUCAUCUCAUUCGACGCUUACCCCAGGUUCAUCGAGGCUGCAAAGCUCACAGACGCAGAGAAGAAGCUGGAAGCUUUCCGCGAGGCUCUUGCUCUCCUACCACCACCACACGCUGAAACUCUAAAGUACCUCAUGGCUCACUUAAAAAGGGUGACACAAAAUGAGAAAUUCAACUUGAUGAACGCAGAAAACCUUGCCAUCAUUUUCGGGCCCACCCUCAUGCGUGCACCCAACACGGACGCCAUAACAGCGCUGAAUGACAUCCGCUAUCAGAGACAGGUGGUGGAGGUGCUCAUUAAAAAAGAGGAUGUACUCUUCUAAACAAAAAGUAGGACUUUUAUAGAACAGCCCUCUAAUCAUUUUUUGUGUAAAGACUUGAAUGACUUUUUUAUUACACUGAUUGAUGCUUUUUUUUUUAAUGCCUUGUGUAUGGACUAGUGCUAACCUAACAUCUGUCCUCCCCUGUACUGGGUGUGGAUGAUGAACCUUACACUUGUACGUACCUUUUGUCUCCCCAUUUUUGUCGGGGUUUUUUUGAAAAGCUGACAGACCAGCAUGCAUGGUGCAAGGUCUUUGUUUGCUUUGUAGUCGUAACCCAGCAUGUGUUAAGAUGUGUAGCGCUGUGAUUUCUGCUUUUGUCUGUAACACAGUAGAUUUUGUCCACAUUCCCAGCUGCUUGCUGUGCAGCUAUUUCUGUGAAACUUUAUAUAGUUGGAUGUAAAAAAAAAAAAAAUAAUAAGCUACUAAUUUUACUGGGGUAAUUUUUAUGAUGCUGUAUUUUUUUAUCUCCUCGAAUGUUUCUACGUCACCUGCAGUUCUUUGAAUAAGUCUUUUUUCUUAAUGUGUACACACUGCUGGAUUUUCCUGACCUUAACAUUUUUGUUGUGUUAGAAGCAGCAUUAUUUGUGAAUUUGAUUCUUUUUUUUUCUUCUUUUUUUUACUGUAAUGUUUUUUGUACAAAACUUGUGCAUGGUCACUUUAAUUUAUUAAACCUUACUCUGAUAAAUUAAGUGCUUAAUAAGUCAUCUGAAUUGAGAUAAUAAAAAAUCAAAAUCAAUAAAUAUCUGGUUAAAAAUGCAA